Messenger RNA from Gryllus bimaculatus (two-spotted cricket), 363 nucleotides. Lineage: Eukaryota; Metazoa; Arthropoda; Insecta; Orthoptera; Gryllidae. The record is from the annotation of a GenBank genome assembly.
ACUAAUGCCAGUGAAUGGUUCACUACAGCAAGUGUGCCUGGUACAUUUUCUGCCAAUAUUCACGAUCCUUGUACACAGGCAGCUUUUCAAACUGAAAUGACUAGUGCUGUUGAACAUGCUGCUACAGCAAGUGCAGUAAAUGCUUAUGCUAGCCUUGUGAAAGGUAAAUAUUUGCUAUAAUAUUUCAGAAUCUCAAUUAUUACUUUGUUGCAUUUAUUGAAGAUGUGAUAGAUUUCAAGUUUGUCUCCAUUUUCAGAUAUUUUUCACCCAUGUGAGGUGUCACCUCAACUUUUUAUGGAUGUUUCUUAUGGUAUGUUCCUUUCAAUAUACAGUUAUUAGUGCCAAUUGAGGGUAAAUUAUAGU